AUGCAUUUCUUGUCCAAAAUUUUCUCCUUGGUGCUGGUCACCUCAGCUUCUGCCAUUCCACAUACAUCGCAAAGUACCUGUGAUGAAUCAUCCCUGAACACCACCACUUUCAUAUACACCACAAAAUCGGAAGAUACAAUCUUCAGCAUCGCCAAGAAGUUCGAUCGUGGAGCAUGCGAUAUCGCACGCGCCAAUCGAAUGAUCGACGCAGAACACCUAUAUGGAGAUUUUACCCUUCACAUCCCCGCCCAGGUCUGCAGCCCCGAUAGCAGCACCUGUUUGUUGACAAAGCAGAAUGCCACAGAGACCUGUGUGAAGGGCGGACCGCACGACUACAGAAGUAUUGCGGGCGACACGAUUGAACGAAUUGCUCUUUACAAGCUGAACGUUACUGUUGAGACCAUCUGGUCUCAGGCAAAGGACAUGAUCUCUUCGACAACUGAGGUUUUGCCUGCGGGUACUUGGCUCAAGAUUCCUCAGUGUGUUCCUAGUGUUUGCACUAUUACUCCGUUCCAUUUCACCUAUGGUGUUUAUAAAGAUCUUGCUGAGAAAUUUGGGACUACUGUUGGACAAAUUAUGUCUUUCAAUGGCAUGUACAACUAUAGUGAUCAUACUGCUGCCGAGGCGGCUUGGAUUACUGUUCCGAUGGGAUGUACUACUUUGUCAUUGAAUGUGACAGAGGAGGUUUAG
Molecule: messenger RNA, 690 nt
Organism: Penicillium antarcticum
Lineage: Eukaryota; Fungi; Ascomycota; Eurotiomycetes; Eurotiales; Aspergillaceae
Product: LysM peptidoglycan-binding domain-containing protein
Exons: 1
Coding region: 1-690 (229 amino acids)
Source: RefSeq, a predicted model, not a curated record